Messenger RNA from Pectinophora gossypiella (pink bollworm), 5220 nucleotides. RefSeq names its product protein dispatched (gene disp). The record is from RefSeq and is a predicted model, not a curated record. Gene Ontology annotation, cellular component: membrane. The transcript has a single exon. The coding region runs from base 190 to 3546 and encodes 1118 amino acids. NCBI's taxonomy places the organism in Eukaryota, Metazoa, Arthropoda, Insecta, Lepidoptera, Gelechiidae.
UUCAUGCGGUCAUGUGUGUGGUGGAGUGAUUUUAUUUAUAUUUUCCUCCCUUUUCCCUAAUAUUUUGAUUUGCAAAAUGUGAUACCCUGUUGAGUUUACAGCUUAAUUAAAAGGACAUGACGUGUUUCGUUGACGAAAGAAGAUGGAGUAGGAAAAUAACUAUGAAGGCCGUGGAAUCACUACAUCAAGAUGCUGUCUGCAUACGCCAGGUUCAUUGUUCGACAUUCUUACCUCGUUCUUUUCGUCAUAGGUGUGAUCUCAACUGUCCUCACAGUGAUACCGUUUGUUUGUCACGAACUUCCAUCAUUUUCCGAUCCUUUAGUGGGGUUCGAAACGCGCGGAACAACACUAGCGCACCGUUUCAUCGCCUGGGAGAACCUUAUAGACGAAACGAGACCUUCCAGGAGCCUCGCAGUCAACCCUCAAGAAAUAGAAGAUCAAAAACGCAUGAAUCGCACAUACUAUAAUAAAACCAGGCCAGACAGACCCAGAUCAGGGCAUGGACAUAAAAAGAAGAUGAGGAAAAAAAAGAAAAAGGUAAAUAAUAGUACUGGUGUGGAGAAAACAUGGUAUGACUCAACCGAGUCGAAUACUUCUAGCAAUCAUGUGCAUUGGGGAUUUGGGAAGAAUGUUAGCUUUGAAGAUGAGGAUACGAGCAUCAUCAGAGAUCACAUAAAGAAGCAGUGGAAGCAACUAAAGGAUAUGCAACGAGAACCAGAUGAACCCCAUCAAAGUUUCCCAGGAUCAUGUGGAGCACCACUGGCAGACUAUGCUCACUUAGUUGUCUCUACUUCAGAUAAUACUUCCUUGUUGACUUAUGAAAAUGUACAAAAGAUGUGUCAACUACAAAUGCAGCUUGAAGCAAUAGGUGAGGAUGAUUAUUACAGAUUGUGCCAAAGGUCGUCAAACUCUGAUCUCUGUUGCCCCAUUUGGAGUGUGCCAAAUUAUAUAGCUUUAAUAUCUGGAAAAGAUUCAUGUACAAAUUUAACUAGGAAUGAUGUUAAAAGCCUGAUAGAGAUAUUGACCAAAUGUGCUGGUUAUUUUCACAAUUUCACCCUAAUGGCUUCUUGUGAAUUAGGCAGAUGUAAAGUCCCUCUGUUCUGUUCUCAGUAUGAUGCAGUGUAUAACUUGUUGUUUUACAUGAUAGACUCUGAGGCAUUUUCUCCUCCAGCAAUGUCUCAGAGUUAUGUUAAAAAUGUAAUGAUGUUUUUACCAUUGCCCGCAAGUAGUACAAUAUUACCCUACUAUAACAAACUACAAAGUUCAAAUCUAUCUUAUGAAAAUCUUGUUAUACCUGCCAUAGAAUUUGGACUGAAAAAUACACUUUUCGACUUGUGGGUGAUUCAAGAUACAUGGUUAAUAGCUUUAGGGGGAUUGUUUGUAUUUCUGUGUGUGUGGAUUUAUACCAAAUCACUUCUACUCACUUUGCUGUUGUUUACAGCUAUUACAUAUUCACUUGGAAUAGCAUACUUCUUGUAUGUGUAUGUGUUCAAUUUGGAGUUUUUUCCUUUUAUGAAUUUACUAGUCAUAGUUGUUGUGAUAGGAAUUGGGGCUGACGAUGCUUUCCUCUAUAUGAAAGUAUGGAAAAUGGUUAGUAAGCAGCUCAUUCGAGACAAUGUGAUCAAUCAAGACAAUGGCUUGACUGAUAUUAAGAAUGUAUCCAGUGCAGGGGAGACUAUACUCAUUCAGAUAUUGGAAGAAACCUUGAAACAUUCGGUAGUGGCGAUAUUUGUGACCACUCUGACGACUGCGGUGGCGUUUUUCGCUUCAUAUGUGAGCUACAUUCCAGCUAUCAACUGUUUUAGCGUUUUUGCUGGGACAGCAGUUCUAGUCAACUUUUUACUCAUGAUUAGUUGGUUGCCUGCCUCUGUAUUCAUAGUUGAUGUUAAACUGUGUAGAAGUAAGAAAAAUAUAUUAGAAGCAUUGCACAAAAUUGCAAACGAAAUUUCAGAAGAUAUCAGAGUUAUAUUGAAUACAUUUAUAAUAGCGUGCGUAACGAAAUUGCACAUAGUAUUUGUUAUAAUAUUGGGUGCUAUAGGAAUUGGCAGCAUUAUCGUGGUAUUUGAUGCUCCUGGACUUCAGCUUCCAGACUCAAAACAGUUUCAGUUAUUCCAGACCUCUCAUCCAUUUGAACAGUAUGACAUUUAUUAUAGAGACAAUUUUCUAUUUGAAAGACUUGGCAAAAAUUUAGGCACAGGUAGCAAGAUGCCUGUAAGAUGGAUAUGGGGAGUAGAAGCCAUUGACAAUGGCAAUCAUAUGGAUCCAGCUUCUACAGGCCAUCUUGUGUUUGACGACACCUUUUCAAUAUCAGAUCCUGAUUCACAAGCUUGGUUGCUGGAUUUCUGUCGAAAGAUCAAAUUUCAACCGUUUUAUCAACAAACUUUGGGUCCUCUACUUCCAAAUUGUUUCAUUGAAACUUUCAAAGUUUUCAUGAGUCGACGGUGCAUCGACAAUAUCGAUAAAAUUAACAGGACGCCAUGUUGCGAGACAUCCCGGUUUCCUUACAAGAAAGAAGUGUUUAACUUCUGUAUCAUAAAGGCAAUGGAGUCGAUGUAUCAGACGCCUCGCGAGCUCUUCAUGCCGGGAGUAGCUGGGCCCAAGUUCUUGCGGUCUGCCUCUCCGCCGGUCGUGGCAGCCAUUGUUAUAGAAUACGAAAGUGUCGUCCCUUACUCGAUGUCUUACAGAGCAAUGAACAAAUUUUUCCUUCAUGUUGAGAAUUGGACUCAGCAAGAGCUGCAAUCGGCCCCUCCCGGGAUGAAGGGUGGUUGGUUUAUAUCGGACUUUCAGUUUUACGAUCUACAAAGAACUUUAGCUAGUGGUACUGUGAUGGCUUUAGUAUUGUCGGCUAGUCUAGGAUUCGUAGUCCUCAUUCCAGCUACCUUGAGUUUUGUGGUCAGCAUUUGUGCGCUUAGUGCUAUGAUAUUCUCUUCGACUGUAACAAUAGCUAUUUUAGUAAUGAGCGACUGGAAAUUAAAUGUUUUAGAAAGUGUAGCGAUCUCAACGUCCGCGGGAUUAGCUGUAGAUUUUAGUCUUCACUACGCUUUGAGCUACACCAAUGCAAGUGGAGCUAAGUCUGCUAGGGUGAAGUAUGCGUUAACUGCUUCAGCUGGGCCUACUGCAGCCGCUGCACUUACCACGAGUUUUGCCGGGAUAUUUCUCUUGCGUUCCAAUCUACUUCCAUACUCCCAAAUCGGGACAUUUCUUGCUUUAAUAAUGUCUGUAAGUUGGGUCUACGCUACAUUUUUCCUCUGUUCUUUGCUGCACAUUUUCGGUCGCAAACUUUCUAAAGACAAGGUUCCCACGGAGGAAAGAAAAUCGGUAUCGCGUGUUAGUUCAAUUUGUUCAGGCGUCCCUAAUCUGGAAAGCCAUGAGUUGGAGCACUUGGCGGACAGCAAUCGCACAAAUAUUACUCAUUCUCACAGUCCGUCGAGCGUGAGUGCCACCACUGUUGUCUUACACGACGACUAUGAACAUUCUCACACUAAGUUAGAAAAUAAAACCAGUAUUGGUAACGAUAUAGGUAAUAACACUAAUAACAAUGACUGAAUGUUGUAGGUUUAAUAAUUGAUACACUGCUUGCCGUCAGGUGUAUGUUCGUACUGUAGCAGUAUUAUCUACAUUUACACUUUACUAUUGUAUAAUUUUUGAUGUAUUUUUUUAUUUUACAUUUGUGCUUGUACAUGUAUGAUUGAUUGUUUAUGUAACUAAGUAUGAAUUGUUUUUGUUCGAUAGAAUCUCAUGAUGUAAGAUGCGUGUAUUUUAUAGGAUAUAAAUACAGCAGGAUAAAUGUUGACGGACUUAAGGCAUGACUAGAUAUUUUACAUAUUCUGAUUCUGGCGUCAUUUGACGUGACUAGUGACAUUGUGAUCGUGAUGAGGUAGUUAUGAUAUCGCAUGUGGUGGGUCAUACCCACUUGCUGUAUUUAUACCUAGAAACUACACAGUUUUAAGAUGUGACAAUAAUUAUCACAUACCUACGUAAUAGUUCAUGUGCGACAAUAUAGAAUCUAAUCGAGCUUAGCUUGAUCAUUGUUGUUGUGUUGCUAAUACUUUGUUAAAAUCAUUUUCAAAUUAAUAACAGUAGGGUCUGCACGACAACCGCGUCGCGGACGCGGUUAAAUAUUAACGCAGCGUACGUAUGCUAUCUAUGUAUAUAGAUGUCGUACGGCUAUUGGUCGAAGCCUUCGGUAUCGCGGUUGUCGUAUAGACCCUGCAGCUUCUUAGUAUUUAAAACGAAGUAAGUUUUUAGCCAAAAUGUUAAGUAUUUUCAUACAGUUUAUCUAUAUACUUAAUACCAUUAAAAGAUAGCGUCAGUACCUUUCAAUUUAUGUCAAUUGCAAAUCAUUAAAAUUGUUAUUCAUCGAAAUAAUGUACGUACUUAUACUAAAAGCUGAUGUUAAAUGUAUAAAUUGUAGAAUAUAUGUAGUUAAGUUUAAUUAUCAGAGAUCUCAUUCCAAUUAUAUUUCUUUGGAUGGAUAUUUACUUAUCAAAUUGUAGAAAACUCAACAGAGUAAACCAGUAUUUAGAAGUAGUCUUUUGUACUUAAUAUCGCAAACAAUAUAGUUGGAUUGGACUUCCAACCAUUGCCAAUGUUGCCAUAUACCUAUCACAAAAGAAUUAGAUAAAUGUUUAGAUUUAUAAGGACCUAUUAUUUUUGUGUAAGUUGAUGUUUCAGAUGUCUAUGUGAAAAGCUCACUAUGUAAGAAAAGUAUUAGAAUUAAAGAUAUAUGGUAUUUUAAACAUAUGUGAUAUUUUUAUAAGUUCACAGGUAUCACAUAAACAAAGACAAGAGUAGCAGGAAAUUAUAACUCAUAUUUUUGGUAUUACAAAAUUUUGCAAAAAGAAAAUGAUGGAAAAAGUCUCUUAUUUUUUAUUUGUUAAUAACUAGGUAAUGUACUUAAUUGAACAAUUACCGUCUAUACUAGUGAGAAAUAUUUUUAAUAAAAUAUAAAUAAUAUUUAUACAAAGCAGUAAAGGUGGAGAUUAUCAAAUGAGGAUUCAUUUUGCUGACGAAAAUGUUUAAACAAAACAAGUCAGCCUAACUCAGCACAUCACAAGUAUUUUACAAAUGUUUUCUUGAUAAUUAUUAUGUGCCAUAAAAUUAAAUACUUUACAUCAACUGACAAAAUGUUUAAAGAUCUGAAAUCUGUUACUUAAUAAUUAGUGUACUUAAUUAUUCGAAUAUUGUGUAAGAAAUGGAAUAAAAUGUUACUUUUUGUAA